This is a messenger RNA of Macaca mulatta (Rhesus monkey), 2688 nucleotides long. Lineage: Eukaryota; Metazoa; Chordata; Mammalia; Primates; Cercopithecidae. The record is from RefSeq and is a predicted model, not a curated record.
UGGGAUUUGUGCCUUGAGAGCGUCCCCAAACCUUGGAGCCACUCAGGGUGCUGGCUCUCGGCUACACAUUCCCACCAAGAGAUUUCAUUCUUGCAAUUUUCAAGGCCAAACAUCUCCUAAUCAUAGAAUCACUCCUCAAAGGGCUGGAGGCAUUCCCAGCCCCGCCCAGUUCCCUCAGCCACCCUCAGGUGCUGCCUUCACUUCCGGAAGAACUCUCCCCAGCCCUCCUGGACAUUGCUCUCAAGAAAAUGUCUUGACCUUCCAAGAAAGCCACCUUCUUCCAUCAGCACCGGCUUCACAGUAUGCCACGUCUCUUAUCUCCAACUCAUAGCAAAUUGUCCCUCUUUCCACUCUGUGCUCCUCAGCCCAUCCAGCUCCACAUUCCACCAACAGACCACCCGAAUCACUCACAGCUGUAGUUGUAGAAAAAAGCAAACAAACAAAAGCAGUUGCUCCUUGAUCGGAAUCGACCAGCAUGCAUCUAGGGCCCAUAGCAGCCUGAAGGCUGAGAAGCUGAGUCACUCAAUAGCAGAAAAACCCAAAGCUGUGUGGGGACAACCGCCAGGUGGUGGCUCAGAGGAGGACACAGUCGCUGUGGGCAGGUGGUCAGGGUGCAGGAGGGAAUGAGCUGUGGAUUUUUAGUAAUCUACAAGAAUCAGGCAGUUCCAGGACACAGGGACGUGAGUGUGAAGAGCCAAUGGACCCAGAGCCGAGAGCCUGGGCAGGCGUGGGCUGGACUCUGGACGCCCUGCAACCCUGCCAGGCUGGGAAGGGGAGGCUUGAUCCUGAGGGCGUGUUAGGAAAGAGAUGCCCAGGUUCAGGUGUAUUGCGCAUUUUUUUUCCACAGGGCAGAAAUGACAUUUCUGGUUGGUCUUGAAUGUCUGCUCUGGCCAAGCCACCUCCUCUCAUGCUAGUUAACCAAGUGGCACGUGUGCCCACGCAGGCCGUUCUAAGGAACACUAUAAUUGUCUAGGCAAUUUUCUCUCAAAUACUCCGGCCUGGAAGCGUCCGGUCAGCAGAAGAGGGAAGGCAGGAGGGCGGCAGCGUUCCGGCUGAGUCCUCUUGUACAUGGGAGCUGGAGUCCGGCCAGGCUCCAGAGUGGCUCCGGCUGGCAAGGGACCUGAACAGGAAGAUGGGACUCGAGGUUUUCUGCAUGUGGUCAGCCUUGCCAGCUCAGGAAUGAUUCUUGGCGUUUUCAAACUCAAACGUUCCUCCUUCCCGCUGAUCUGUGGAUUCCUCAUUCACACCAUUUGCAGGACAAGUGGCUGCCAGGGCCAAGGACUUUUCACUGACUGGCCAACAGCAACAUCGUGUGGGGAAUUUUCUACUCCAGGCCAUUUGCUGGGAGGGCUCCUGGGCCUGAGCUGCUACGGCCUCCUUCAUCUCUCCCUGUGGGGCUGGAAGCUUGAAACUAAGGUGUGGGCAGGCUGGUUCCUUCCAGGGCUGAGAGGGAGCAUCUGUCCCGGGCCUCCUGCUGGGCCUCUUCCGGUUGCUGGCGAUCCUCCGCGUUCCUUGGCUUGGGCUCCGGUCGGCACCUGAGGAGCGGCGUGACCUCGAGGGCCCAGGGAGCUGCCCGGCUGGCCUAGGCAGGCAGCCGCACCAUGGCCAGCACGGCCGUGCAGCUCCUGGGCUUCCUGCUCAGCUUCUUGGGCAUGGUGGGCACGUUGAUCACCACCAUCCUGCCUCACUGGCGAAGGACGGCGCAUGUGGGCACCAAUAUCCUCACGGCCGUGUCCUACCUGAAGGGGCUCUGGAUGGAGUGCGUGUGGCACAGCACAGGCAUCUACCAGUGCCAGAUCUACCGGUCCCUGCUGGCGCUGCCCCAAGACCUCCAGGCUGCCCGUGCCCUCAUGGUCAUCUCCUGCCUGCUCUCGGGCAUAGCCUGCGCCUGCGCGGUCAUCGGGAUGAAGUGCACGCGCUGCGCCAAGGGCACACCUGCCAAGACCACCUUCGCCAUCCUUGGCGGCUCCCUCUUCAUCCUGGCCGGCCUCCUGUGCAUGGUGGCUGUCUCCUGGACCACCAAUGACGUGGUGCAGAAUUUCUACAACCCGCUGCUGCCCAGCGGCAUGAAGUUCGAGAUUGGCCAGGCCCUGUACCUGGGCUUCAUCUCCUCGUCCCUCUCGCUCAUUGGUGGCACCCUGCUUUGCCUGUCCUGCCAGGACGAGGCACCCUACAGGCCCUACCAGGCCCCACCCAGGGCCACCACGGCCACCGCCACCACCGCACCUGCCUACCAGCCACCAGCUGCCUACAAAGACAACCGGGCCCCCUCAGUGACCUCGGCCACGCACAGCGGGUACAGGCUGAACGACUACGUGUGAGUCCCCACGGCCUGCUUCUCCCCUGGGCCACUGUGGGCUGGGUCCCUGGCAGGACUGUCAAUGGAGGCAGGGGUUCCAGCACAAAGUUUACUUCUGGGCGAUUUUGUAUCCAAGGAAAUAAUGUGAACACAAGGAAAUGUCUUUAGAGCACAGAGACAGAGGGAGGAAUAAAAGGAGGAGAAAGCUCUCUAUACCAAAGACUGAAAAAAAAUCCUGUCUGUUUUUGUAUUUAUUAUAUGUAUUUAUGUGGGUGAUUUGAUAACAAGUUUAAUAUAAAGUAGCCUGGGAGUUUGGUCAGUGGGGUUGGUUUGUGAUCCAGGAAUAAACCUUGUGGCUGUGGCUGUUUAUAAAGUGGACAGUAUCUGUU